Echinostoma caproni is the source of this 3432-nucleotide messenger RNA. Lineage: Eukaryota; Metazoa; Platyhelminthes; Trematoda; Plagiorchiida; Echinostomatidae. The record is from the annotation of a GenBank genome assembly.
AUGCUCGCCCAGGAGUUCAAUGUCCGCGUUGUGAACGAGGCACUUUUGCCAACCGCAGUGGAUUCAUACUUUCCAGACAACGGCUCCGCACUGUUUGUACUUAUUGGUUGCAAUCGGGGUAUGCUUAUUGUAUGGUGUAUCACCAAAAUAUCACAAAGUCACGAAUAUGUGUGCAAAAAAUUUGAAGCUGAGGAAGUUCUUACACUCAGGUGGAAUUCUUUCUCGCAAAGCCCUCAUCAUUUAAACUUUGCAGUCGGUUAUCGUAAAGGUUUGAUUGGGGUGUAUCAGUACAGAAUGUUUUCGGUUACUUCUGGUCAGGUGAUCACACAACUGUUUCGUUUUCAUGCGCACGAGAAGGAUAUAUGCGAUUUGUUUUGGCGUCGUAAUACCAAUGCUUGUGGCCAUCCGAAAAUUGAUCUUGUUACCACCGGUCGGGAUCAGUUUGUCAAGAUAUGGGAUGUCGAAAGCUCCUGGUGUUCAUCUUCUAUCAGAGUACCUGGUUCCUCCCGAGUCUUAUCAAAAGAAGCUAAUCGUUCUGGUAGAGAUAAGAAUAGUUCAAUCGGAACUCCAUGGAUCACAUGCUGCCAGGCAGAAGGAGAAUCUAGUUUGUGGAUUUCAGGCCUUCGUGGAGAGAUCUAUCAUUGGUCAAUCCAGGACACGUCAAAAACGAUUGCAAAACCAACAGCUUCCAACAUUCAUACCAUGCUGGUAUUUGCUUUGCGCUCCAUUCCCAAUUCGAACGGUUUGUUUGUUUCUGUCAGUCAAGAUCGUCAGGUGUUGGUUUGGCAAUCUACUGCACCGAAUUCUCUUGCUCCUGUUCUUCGUAUUCCAACGGUGACUGGGGGUAUUUCUGCGCUGUCUCAGUCUGAACACGGUAAUGGACCAAUAGCCGCAGGUGUCUCAGACGGUUCUUUGAUCCUCUGGCGCCCGUGCACCACAAGCCAUGCAACGCGCGCUGUUUUCGGACAAGAUUUAACUGUUCUGUGGCCUCGUGGUCAAAAUUCGAAUGGCAUUACUGCUCUGGCUUGGCAUCCGUCACCACAGCAUGAAAGUUUUCUGGCCUACGGAACUGAGGCUGGCUGUGUUGAUCUUUUGGAUACAGCUAAACCCCGAAAGGUUGCAAACCCACAGAAGUCAAAGACACAGCCCCACAUCUUUGGCACCACCGUGUACCGAGUUGUUUGGGGACCACGAUUAUUCAGUCGUGGUUCAGUUGAAGACGCCACUCAGAAUUCGCGUGAUCCUGAAUCAAUUGUGUGCUGCGAAGCUGUCGAUCAGGUGGCUUCCGUGUCGUCCGCAGACGUCGCGAAUUGUGAUGAAGAUUCUGAAACCACCGGAGAGUCGAAAUCCACUCAGAAUUUUUCAUUUUAUGUAUACAGUGUAUGCAAGGGCAGAAUAUUCUGUCACAUAGGCUUUCAACGGACUCCUUUAGAUGUGACAUUGCGCUUUCCUCAACCCAGAAACACAAACACAGAUGAAUGGGCUGAGUUCAAACGCACGGAUAUUUCUUUCCUUCAUCUCAACAGACCCCGUACUGUUAAAGACUGUGUCUCUGACCUUAUUUACGACAGGUGGGAUUGGAUUAUUGGUGUUGGUUACCGCGAUGGUCGUGUGGAUAUAUAUCUACAUCGGCGUUCCACAGAGUUUCGAAAAACGGAUUCAUCAAAAUUAUCUGCUUUGUGCACACUCAAUACGCAUACGAAAAGUAUUAAUUGUCUUGCUUGGUCGUAUGAUUCCUACCGACUGGCCAUAGGUUCAAACGAGCACUUUAUUACCGUGGUGGAUUUAACACAGUUCUUGUUAGAUGCUAUCAGGUCACCAUCGUCCACUCCUUUAGUAUCUUCCACAUGCUUAGCCCGAUUAGAGGGACAUGGCAAUCGCAUCACUUGUUUGGAUUGGUCCCCACAUGACCCAGCUUUAUUACUGUCAGCAUCGUUCGACGGUACGGCCAACGUGUGGUCUGUUGAAGUUGGAGAUUCGCCUCAAAAUUAUCGUUCACUGGCUAAUUUUCGUGCGCAUAAACUUCGAUUGUUUAGUUGUCUUUGGAGUCGAACUGAAUCAGACUUAGCUUACAGUGGCGGGGAGCUGCACCAUUUGUUUGGUUGGAGACCUUCUAAGCUGGUUUACACAGAACCGCCUAACACUCGUCGAUAUCGGCCUCCACCGGUCAAAAAAGUGCAGAAUGCGUCAUCUGUUGAUCAUUUUCUGUCUGAUGACAAACACAGUUCAAACAUAUCAGCUUCCCAUCCUUCUAUUGAAUUGUCAGUCUGUGAACGUCAAAUAUCGGAGCCGAUGGAGGCUGGAUCUAUUGCAAAGUCAAUCAAUGUCAAGAAAUUCGUCAGUGAAAACAUUGGUGAGAAAACACGCAAACGUCCAGCUUUAUUUCCUAAGUUUCUGCAUCGAGCUGAUCUUCAAACGAACAUGGUAAAUUACGUUUCUGUUCCACCACUUCAGUUGAGCUCAAAACUUGCUCAGGUGAAGGAUAUUAUGGGUACAUCUUCGGAUAUUCUUAUAAGCGCAACAGUACUUGUCUGUGCUGGCCGUUGCCGUGAGGCCGUUGAUUUGCUGAUGAACCAUAACAGGUUAAAGGAAGCUCUGCUUCUCGCCCGUCUACGGCUAGAUCCUGAAGAUGCUCAGACACUGAUUAAACAAUGCCUCGGACGCAUGAUAGAUCGUAAACUCACUGGGGAUGUAGUUCACUUGAAUGUGAUUUAUCAACUUGCCUACGGCAAACACGGCAAUUUGGGCUCAGUACUCUCGCGUUCCUUGGUUUCUUCGUCUGAGACUGCACUGGACGCUUUGGCAAACUAUUGGACACAGUUUGUAAUCAGCGCACGGAGUACUGAUACCGCUGCUCGGGUGGACCUCCUGCUUCAGUUCGCUUGUGCUUGCCUCCUGGUUGGUUUCGAUUUGAGCAACGAUGAAGACGGUGUAGAAUGUACAACCACUCAAUUUUUCAGCGGGUGGAAGUUGCUUUUCGAAACAAUGAAUUGUUCCUUGGACGUGUCAAUCGUUAUCGCCCUAUUAGAGACUGCUUUGUUAGUGUCCACAUUGCUAUAUCAAGAAAACUAUUUUGAUGUUAUAAUUCCUUCUGAAUUCCAUAUACCAGCAGAUGCACUUCUUAGGUUAGACCAGUUAGUUGGUGAUCGGAUAUAUCAACGCAGUCAUUGGUCUACUUGUAUGCUGCGCUUUGUGGUAGGCUUGGCCGCCGUUCUUUUAUCCACUCAGCCGAAAGUUGAAAAUAUGGAACUAUCACCGGAAAAACAAAACACAGAUCAAUUCACUUCGAUUGUCAGCCCAUUGGAAGAUUGCCGAAAGUUGGAUCCAGAAAAAUCCAAGAGAUUGAUAAAUAACCUAAUUCUGUUAUUUGAGAAAUUGCAUUUCAACAAUACAACUUUUUGUGCCUCUUUGAUCGCACUCCGAGAAUGCUGA